Molecule: messenger RNA, 2396 nt
Organism: Mytilus californianus (California mussel)
Lineage: Eukaryota; Metazoa; Mollusca; Bivalvia; Mytilida; Mytilidae
Product: bestrophin-2-like
Exons: 12
Coding region: 1-2154 (717 amino acids)
Molecular function (GO): chloride channel activity
Source: RefSeq, a predicted model, not a curated record
AUGACAAUAAUAUAUCAAUAUAAAGUAGCUAAUACUGGACUUGGAACAUUUACUAAAUUGUUAGCUAGAUGGAGGGGUAGUGUGUACAAGUUACUUUAUAAAGAAAUGCUUAUAUAUUCCGCUCUUUACACCUUAAUCGCUUUGAUAUAUCGGUUGGUACUAAAUGAAGAUCAGAGAACAUUAUUUGAAAAGGUCGUGUUAUCAUGUAAUCAGUAUACUUCCUAUAUUCCUCUGUCAUUUGUUCUCGGAUUUUACGUUUCCAUGGUAGUUUCAAGAUGGUGGAGACAAUUCCAGAAUUUUCCUUGGCCCGACAGGACUGUAUUCAUGUUGUGUUGUUAUCUUCCCGGACAAACAGACAGGAAGCGGAUACUCAGGAGAACAGUUGCAAGAUAUCUGAUGUUUGGAAUUAUACUUAUAGCUCGUUCAAUUAGUGUUGCUGUUAUGAAAAGAUUUCCUACGCUUGAUCACAUAGUAGAAGCGGGAUUCAUUACAAAAGAGGAAGCAAUGAUGUAUGAAAACAUCGAUUGCAGAUACAACAAGUUUUGGGUUCCCUUCAUGUGGAUCAAUAGUGUACUUGUAACAGCGAGAAAAGAAGCUCUAAUACAAACUGAAUGGGGACUCAGAAUGAUAGUAGAGCCUCUUGCAGACAUUAGAGAUACUUGUUCCAAGUGUUUUGUAUAUGACUGGAUAACAAUACCUUUGGUUUACACCCAGGUUGUAACGUUAGCCGUGUAUACAUUUUUUGCAACCACAUUAGUCAGUCAACAGUUCCUUGAUCCUUCAAAGAACUACAAAGGUUAUGGAAUGGAUUUUUAUAUUCCCAUAUUCACAUUGCUUCAAUUUUUUUUCUAUAUGGGGUGGCUAAAGGUAGCAGAACAGUUAAUCAAUCCGUUUGGAGAAGAUGACGAUGAUUUUGAUAUAAACUGGUUGAUAGAUAGACACGCUGCUGUUGUUAUGGCUUUAGUGGACCAAAUGUGUGACCAAUGUCCUCCUCUUAUAAAAGACCUACAUUUUGAAAACAUGUUUACUGAAGUUCCAUAUACGGAGGCGUCAAUUGGAUCUAAAAGGCCAAUGUUUCUGGGUUCAACAUACAACCUGGCGUCACCGACUAUCCGCGAACAAAGAAUAGUGUUGGGGGAUGUGAUGGAUCAAGACUCUAAUCGACACAUGUCUUUUGGAAGUAAUGCUGCUGGAUCGUUACUUAGUGUUGUUACCGGUAGAUCAUCGUAUUCACGACCACAGUUUUUUAGCACUAAUUCUCAUGAUCAUUUAUACAACAUGCCACUAGAAAAACAAUACAUGGAUUACCAGCCAAAGCCAAAUGGUUACAAUCCUGAAACAAUGAGUAAUAUGGACGAAGAAUUAGAUUUCAAAAAGCCGUCCAACUUGAGACCUCCCAGAAUGAGCAAACGACAGUCAUGGUCCUCUGAUUCUAGUCUUACGAAACGAACUUUGGCCAGAGUUGCAAUCACGGGGAGAGAUAGAUCUAAUACGGAUUCCAGAAAGUCAAGGAAAAGAAAAGUUAGUUUUCCUUUACAUUUAAUUAAAUUCUUCAGUAGAACAGACUCGAGGAAAUCUUCAAAUGAUUCAAAUUCAACUGUUAAGUCCAUAGGGAAGAUGUCAGCUAAAACGAGAAGCUUCGAGGAAGGACUUGAAAAAGACUUUGAUUAUGCACAGGAAUACGUGCCACUUAAACGUGCAAAUGUUGACUCAGAGGAUGAUGAAAAUUCAAAUGAAAGAGUAGUGAAAAGUAAAGCCAGAAGGAGAAAAACAAGUUGUCCUCCAAAUCUUUUUGAACAUGCUUCCGAUAUCAAGCGAAAACUAUCCUCGCCAAAUACCAAUGAAAAAACAUCCAGAUUUACUGUCGAGAAGAUAUCAGAUGGGUCAGACAUGGAUGCUCGUUCUAUGCAGCGAAGAAAUGCCCAGAAGAUAGAAAAGGUUAUAUCUGACCAUGCUGUUUCACGCGCACCUUUGCUGUCUGCAAUAGAAGAAGGAGGAACAAUAACAAGUAUUUCACAGUUAGAGGAUACUGUUAUCAGACCAUCACCUACAAUACAGGAGGAAGAAGAAAUCUUUGAGUUUGGAGAUGGUCAAAAAAUGGUUUUAAUCCCUGUAAUUCAAGUCAACGGGCAGGUCGCUGAUAAUAUACAAUAAUAUUGUUAGAAUGUUACCAUUAUAUGUAACAUUUCUUAGUGUUUCGCAUGGAAAAUGCUUUUACCCUACAGUAUUACUUCACCAAUGUGAACUGAUCGUGCAGGAUUUAGUCGUACGUAAUGAAAGGAGUUUCUACUUGAGAAAAUGAUAACUUUAACAGAUUUGAUAGUGCUUUGUAAUGAAUUCUAGUCAAGCAUCUCAUUACAAAAGUUUUCGAAAUUGAAAGUGAACCGAACUUUGCA